AUUCUAGCACAGAGAAAUCUGGCUUGUCGUCAUGUGGGAGCUAAGUGACAUGCUGCAUAGCUCGCACGUCAGGAUGUAUCUCGAAGAUUUCCAACCCUGACAUCGCUAUGUUUCCCACUAUAUUCAAACCGCCCUUUACACCAGAACAUUCGUUGGUUCGGGACGAAUCGAGCGGAAGUGUACCAGGAUUCCCCCGCGUCCGUCGUCACGACAGGGAUCAGGUCAAGAAGCUACUUACAUCUGAACUCUGUUCGGAUGAUCUAGAUCGAGUUUCAGAUAAGCUUUGGUGGAUGUCAAAACAAGAUAGCACAAGUAUAUGGCCACUGCAUCGACAGUUACUACAAGGCCGGUCUAUCGUGGUGACAGAGAAUCCAAAGCUACAUCUUGUAUGGAUUAACGACCGUAUUUUCAUCAAGCCUCUUCCACGGUUCAUCGGAUCCUUCGGUUUCUGGAAAGAUCAUCUUUGCAGUAAUAAUACAAGCGAAGAUGUGCGUAUUAGAAGAGCCGCCUUGGGUUAUCUACGCACAUACUUCUAUCUCAUCCAGCACGAAUCAGACUUUCGCAUCGCCAAAGAUCCUACUCUUUGUCUUAUACCAGAAAGGAUCACUUGGGAGCAGUUCUGCGAUUUCACGUCUGAUCUAGUCAAAAUUCUCGAUAAGGAUGUUUCCCUGCGCUAUGCCUAUGGCCAAAUCCGCCUCACUCGUCUAAACUUCUACGCUCCGGUUAUUCUCAACAAGUCUUAUUUCCAGAGAGUCGACUUCCAAUACGGACAGUACUUUGCGCGCUUCUAUGCACCGGUUCUAUUCGCAUUCGGGAUCACAUCUGUAACCUUGAGUGGACUACAAGUCGUGACGUCGCUUGAAACAGGUGGCGGCGCCAACUGGCAAGGACUGGCGCUUGGUGUCAGCGUCUUGGCCAUCUUGGUCUCUUUUGGGCUUCUUAUCGGGUUUGGGGUUCUACUGUCUUGGAAAAUUGCUAAAGAGUGGAAAUUCGCUAUCAAAGAACGGCGCCGUUUGAUAAAGACUGAACGUGUCGUGGUUUGAUAGUAAAGUACAAUACCUAUUCCUCUUUUUAACCAUGAUCUGACAUGUCAGUCACCAAUUUUCCAACCAAC
Messenger RNA from Fusarium odoratissimum NRRL 54006, 1114 nucleotides. RefSeq lists its product as uncharacterized. NCBI's taxonomy places the organism in Eukaryota, Fungi, Ascomycota, Sordariomycetes, Hypocreales, Nectriaceae. The transcript has a single exon. Bases 108 to 1043 code for a protein of 311 amino acids. The record is from RefSeq and is a predicted model, not a curated record.